Molecule: messenger RNA, 2018 nt
Organism: Gymnogyps californianus (California condor)
Lineage: Eukaryota; Metazoa; Chordata; Aves; Accipitriformes; Cathartidae
Gene: CCL21
Product: C-C motif chemokine ligand 21
Exons: 4
Coding region: 1-360 (119 amino acids)
Biological process (GO): cellular response to tumor necrosis factor; chemokine-mediated signaling pathway; positive regulation of GTPase activity
Cellular component (GO): extracellular region
Molecular function (GO): chemokine activity; CCR chemokine receptor binding
Source: RefSeq, a predicted model, not a curated record
AUGGCUCUGCGCCUCCUCCUGCUGCUGGUCCUGCUGGCUGCUACCCUCCUCACUGCCCAGGCUCAAGGCAUUGGCAGCUCGGUCUCGGACUGCUGCCUGAAGCACAGCCGGAGAGCCAUCCCCAGCAGCUGGGUGAAGUCCUACAGCAUCCAGGGACCUGAGUCGGGAUGUGUGCUGCAUGCUGUCGUGUUUACCACCAAGAAGAACAAGAAAAUCUGCGCCUCUCCCACCGACCCCGCUGUCCAGAAACUGAUGCAGAACCUGGACAAGAAGGUCAAGAAUGACAAGAAGGACAAGAAGAAGGGACAGUCCCCACGUCCCAGGGGCAGACCCAAGCGGCAGAGGCGGCAGCGGGUCUAAGUCAGGCCUGAAGAGGACGGAUGCCUUCCCCACCGAUGACCGACCCACUGCCUGGCAAUGGACAUCCACAGACCACCCACCCGCCUGCUGGCCCCGGGGCGAGGACGGGGCUGGCUGAGGGGGCUGCCCUCUGCUCCACAGCCCCCUCGGCACUGCCGUGCCUGCUGCAGAGAUCCCCCCAGCCGGGACCCCCUCCACCGGCUGGGUGCUCUCGGCGGCGGGGGGCACCCAGGUCCUCGCUCGCCCCACAGCUACGGCAGCGGGGACCUGGACCCGCAUGGGAGCUGAGCUGCAGCCCCAAGGGGAAAGCAGGCAGCCUUCCCACCAGAGGGGAUUUUUGUAGCCUGGCAGGAUGGCAGCUUUUCCUGUGACUUUUUUGGAGGGUUUUAUACAUUGGUAUUUAUAUUUAAAGACUGUGCUUUCAUUCAGUCUUCCUGGAAGGCUCUGCUUCUGGCUCCUUGUGCUUCACAGAGUACCCUUUAUGCUGCAGGCUGGCUUUUCUGGAAGAUUACUCUUAUUUUUCUACCAAAUAAAUGAUGGCUGCAUUUCAUUUCCCUCUCACCUCUUUGCUCCUUUUUGGCUUGCAGGGCUUUGGGGUGCCAGGCAGGUCCUAUGUCCCCAUGGUCCUGCCUGGGCUGCUUGCUGGGCGCUUCCUUGCAGGGCAAUUAAUAGUGGCUGAGAUGGAGAGUUUGGGGACAGUGGGGGUGACAGUGUGGCUGUAUGUCUGGGCUGUUCUAGGCUUCCCCUUUGGCUUUUAUAGUGUGCUGUUGCAGUGUAGUUUGUAGGAAGAUAGUCAGGACCUGUCCCUUUGAUUUUUUAUUUUUUUUAGGUACAAAACUGCAAUGAAAUCAGAACAACUUGUUCGUUUUAGUGGAAUUUUACCCUUUUAUCUCCCUUGGUUUUGCUGUUGUCAGAGAUUCAGACAUUAUUAAGCCAAAUGCUUUGUUUCCUGAAAAAAAAAAGAAACUCUCAUAUACUUUCUUCCCAAGUCUGAAAAGCCCACAUAGUGAAAACGGCACAUGAGACUGUGCAGGUAGGGGAAUAGAAGACUUUGCAAAAUUCAUUGCAGACAUGCUGCAGCCGUUUGAGAGCAGCUCUAUCCCAAACCUUCAGUAAAAUGAGAAGUCACUAACCUGAGGACACCGUAAGGUGAGACUGCAAGUAGAGGGGGGACAGACCUCUGGGACAGGGCUGGUGGGGAAACGGCAUCUCCCCUGUGCUUGCAAACCACCUCCAGCAUGCUGAGAAGGAGCAAGGGAGCUUGAAAGGCUGUGCCGCAGCUGUAGUGCUAUUAUCUGCUUGCAGAGUGUUCAGACGUGGACUUUGGUCAGUAAAGGUCUAGUAAGUCAUAUAAUCGCAAUAAUAGGAUUUGCGGGGCUUAACAGUAUCAGCAAAGGCUGUGUGUUGGCUGGAGUAAAGUUUGUAGCUGAGUGUUUCUAUCAAGCACAUUUAUCUGGCUAGAUUGCUUAUUAGGUGGGCAUUUAGGUCUACUAUUUUAAGGCUGUGUAAAGAAACUGUGAAGUCCAAGAUACCAGCCCUGAGUAUGGGACGGGUGCUGAGCUGGCUCCGUGCUGCCCUCUCCUCCGCGUGGGAGCACACGGCCAUCUGCCAGAUUGGCUUUUGGACAGGAUGUGAGGCAAUAAAAUAUAUCCUUUACA